ACCAGGGCCCGCUGGGGUCCCUGAAUUCAUGGCCCCGUGAUCCAGGCCAGUCCUUGCAGCCAGGCUGGUUCUGUUGGGAAGUGGAGGGUGGGCCCGGGGGUGGUGGUCUGAGCACGUAGCGAGGCCUGGCCCGGGGUAGAGGGGGCGGCACCUCUGCCUGACAGAUGGGCUUCCGGGGCCAGCAGGGACACUGCCGGCCCAGCGCCCUGUGCGUGGGGAGGGCCAGGUGUGGUGCAGCAGGAUUUGUUUCCAUUGCUCCUGGACUGGCGGGGGAAGGGAAUUAGUGACAGCGACAGCCAAGGGCGAGGCAGGGAAGACACAGCAGCUUCCAGGAAGGAGCGGAGAAGAGGGGGGCAGGAGGCCCCAGGGAGGAAAGCAGCCUGGACCAGAGGGGUUGUGACACUGGGUGGGCCUGCGGGCCCGGGGGCCCCAGGGGCCUUGAGAAGGAAGGGCGGUGAGGCCCCCUGCAGUCAGCAGCUGCCCACAAGUGGCGGCGCACCCCAGGCCCUCCGCCCAAGCCCGGGGAAGACCCCCAUCCCGGGCAGCCGGGGACGAGGGAGGCCAGAGCCCAGACCUGCCCUUGAGAAGCUUCUGUGUGUCAGGGAGUGGACGACAGAGUGUUAAGUGCAUGUGGCCGUCACGGUGUGAAGGGUGGCGUGGGCCUUGGGAGAGGGCAGCUUGAGCCCAGGGCUGACGUGUCAGCAAGGGCCUGAUGGGGGCACGGACACACCCGGGCAGAGCUGGUGCUCCACGCUGUGGACCCGUGCAAAGGCCCUGGGGCAGGACUGUGCCUGGUGAGCUGGAGAAACAGCCAGGAGGCCCCUGCGUCUGGAGCGAGAGGGAGGAGGAGAGGGCAGGGAGGGGACGGGGCAGGUCAUGCAGGGCCUUGGGGAGGAGUUGGACUUUUACCCCAGGAGGGAGGGUGGGACCCUGGAGGGCUGUGGGCAGAGAGGGGAAGGGAGACCCUUCCCCUCUCGGUGUGGAGACCUGGAAACAGGUGGGCAGGGGCGCAGAGACCAGGGAGGACGCCCUGCCCGGGCAGGCAAUGACAGGACUGCGGCCACAAGCAGCUGGAAAUGAUGAAAGGCAGGCAGGUUCUGGAUUUCUUGUGAAUUUUUUAACAUGUAGUAAAAUGUGUGUAACAUUUUGAGGUGUACAAUCCUGUGGUUUUUAGUGUAUUUACUAUGUUGUACUGGCCACCACCAUCUAAUUCCAGAAUAUUCCAUCACCCCCAAAAGAAGCCCCAUCCCCAUUAUCAGUCACUCCCAUCCUCCUCCCAGCCCAACAACCACGAAUCCACCCUCUGUGUCUGUAGAUUUGCCUGUUCUGGAUGUUUCCCAUCAAUGGAAUCAGACACUUUUGUGUCUGGCUUCUCUCACUGAGCUUCGUGUUCUCGAGGUCGUGUCGGCGCGUCACCCCUUUUCAUGGCUAACAUUCCAGUGUGUGGAGGGACCCUGUUUUGGGUUUCUGUUGUGCGGUUGGUGGGCAUUUGGGUUGCUUCCGCUCUUUGGCUGUUGUGGGUUGUGCCGCUGUGAACACGCGUGUGCAGAUUCUCGCGCUAGAUGUAUUUUGGAAACAGACGAAGGACUGGACGGGGGUGGAGUGAGAAGGGAGGACCUGGGGGCUGCAGGGCUGCUGGCCUGAGCACCUGGAAGGGUAGCGCUGAGAUUGUGGAAAGGAAAUUCAGAAGCUUCGUUGGGUUUGGAGGCCCCCAUACGGCAGUGUUGGGGGGCAGAGAAGAGGUGGGAGGGCUGAGCCCCAGGCCGGCCCUACCCAGAUGAGCGCCCGCCUCCUCCAGCCUCUGCUCUCCCGGCUCGGCCCCUCAGCUGGGGGAGAGGCAGUGGCCUGGAUUGUGGCCAACAGACCCAGCUGUUGCCAGGACACCGGGCCGCCUUUGUUGCUGUCAACAAUGGCCCCGCAGGCCUUGGAGGCAGGAGCCCCUGGGCACGCAGAGGCAGACAUGCAGACCCUGAGGCAGGAGGCUGCCCAGCCCUACGUCCCCCGGGGGACCCUGGAAGUGAACCUCCCGGCAUCUCUCUACAGCGAUGCCUACCUGUCCCAGGAGGGGCCCCGCCAGACGCCGGCCAUCAGGCAGGCGACGCGCUGGAAGUACACGCCCAUGGGACGAGAUGCGGCCGGCCAGCUGUGGUACACGGGCCUGACCAACUCGGACUCCCGAGAAGCCUGGAACAUGCUCCCUUGGGCUCUGGACAGCCCGCACCUCGAGGCUUAUGCCCGCAGGCACAGAUGCCACAGCCCCCAGGAGCGCAGCAUGCCCUCGGCCUACACCCAGCGUCUCUGGGAGACCGCCUGGUACGACCCCGUCAUCCCCGCGCAGUACAGGGGCCCCCGCGCGCGGUAUGGGAGCGUGCUGUGGAAAGACAGACCCAUCCGGGGCGAGGAGUACGGUGAGCCUGGGCCAGGGGCAGGCGACCCAGGGGCUGGGGGUGAGACCGCCCGGGGCCAGGAGGCGGGGCCAGCCGGUGACCCGGGUCCUGGCCCCCCAGGGAUCCACAGGCACCAAUUCGGGGUCGAGCCGCUGUGGCGGGCGUCUGACUACGUGCCAUACCUGUCGGCGCCCCAGCGCCCGCGCUACACCACCCAGGACUACCGGCAGUGGGACCUGGAACCCUGCUGCCCCUCCACCAACCAGCGGCCCCCGCCCGUCUACAUGCCCAGUCACUGA
This is a messenger RNA of Balaenoptera acutorostrata (minke whale), 2686 nucleotides long. RefSeq names its product tektin bundle interacting protein 1 (gene TEKTIP1). The record is from RefSeq and is a predicted model, not a curated record. Lineage: Eukaryota; Metazoa; Chordata; Mammalia; Artiodactyla; Balaenopteridae. The transcript is spliced from 3 exons. The coding region runs from base 1778 to 2686 and encodes 302 amino acids.